UUCCCAUUUCACUUGUCCAUACACUGAGGUGUCUAAUGGCUUCCAGCUCAGGGCUGUCCACGUAAGAAGUGAAUCUGAGAAGAGAAGGGCAGACACUUAAAGAGAGAGAAGAGUUUCCCACAGAGCAUGGCCUCUGCCAAAGAAGAUGGCAUGGAUGAAAGAAUGGUGGACAUUAAAGAAGAGGACUGUGAGUGGCUUACACCAGAGGAUGUGUGUGUGAAGCUGGAGGUUCACGAUGAAAGAAUUUCAGUUUUUAAAGAGGAGGAAGAGUGCAAGGGGGUGACUACUGCCGUUGAAGCUGAGGAUUUGAAUGAUUUUUCUGUUGGUCUUGAACUUCAAAAGCAUGAAACUGAGGAUAUUUUCAAGCAAGAUGCCUGUGAAGAAUCUCCAUCCAGUUUACAGCCCUGGUCCACUAAUACGGGACGACUGGCUACGCAGGAGAAUUCUGUAGAGCUGAAAUCAGAGUUAUCAGAGUCUGAAGAGAAAAUCACCGAGGGAAAUGGGAGAGGAGGAGAAGAGUCACCUGGGAGUGUUGGAAGAAAUUUACAGAAGAAUUGCAGCUUCUCUCCGCCUUCAUUUGGUGAGCCCUCUCUUCAAUACAAAGACAAAGGCAUGAAGAAAUCCGCAAGAGCACCAGAGAACCUGACAGCAGCCUUUAUGCAGUGCAGUUCUCUCCCUGUUACUGGAGUAACACAGACAGAAGCUAUCAAAACUGAUCAACAGCAAGUAGAGAAAGAAAUCGAAAUUCAUACUGGAAAAAAAUGUUGUUUGGAAUGUGGCAAACAAUUCACACACAAAAGUGUUCUUAAUAAGCAUAUGAAGAUUCACACAGGAGAAAAACCUUAUUGUUGUCCAGAAUGUGGUAAUUCAUUCUCACAAAUAAGCAAUCUUCAGAGGCACAGAAGAACCCACACAGGUGAAAAACCUCAUUGUUGUCCAGAAUGUGGUAAGUCGUUCUCAGUGAGAAGCAAUCUUCAGAAUCACAGAAGGAUACACACUGGAGAAAAACCUCAUUACUGUCCAGAAUGUGGAAAGUCGUAUUCAAGGAGAAUCUAUCUUCAGAAUCACAGAACAAUACACACUGGAGAAAAACCUCAUUGCUGUUCAGAAUGUGGUAAGUCAUUCUCAGGAAGAAGAGAUCUUCUGAACCACAGAAGAAGCCACACAGGAGAUAAACCUCAUUGUUGUCCAGAGUGUGGAAAAUCGUUCUUACAGAGGCAAUCUUCAGAACCACAGAAGAAGGCACUCAGGAGAAAAACCUCAUUGUUGUCUUGAAUGUGGUAAGUCGUUCUCAUGGAGAAAUGAUCUUCAGAA
This is a messenger RNA of Polypterus senegalus (gray bichir), 1314 nucleotides long. Its product is annotated as zinc finger protein 79-like. Gene Ontology annotation, molecular function: DNA-binding transcription factor activity; RNA polymerase II cis-regulatory region sequence-specific DNA binding. Gene Ontology annotation, biological process: regulation of transcription by RNA polymerase II. The coding region runs from base 127 to 1275 and encodes 382 amino acids. Lineage: Eukaryota; Metazoa; Chordata; Cladistia; Polypteriformes; Polypteridae. The transcript is spliced from 2 exons. The record is from RefSeq and is a predicted model, not a curated record.